AUGGAUGAUUCCGAGAGACGAACAGUGAAACGGUCUCGUUUCGACCAGACAGAGGCGGAGCCGAGACGCCCGUCUCGCUUUGACCGCCGCUCCCGAUCUCCUCCGUCUAGGCGCUCCGAAGCGCCCCGAGAGCGCAGUCCUGUUGCGCGUCCCGACGACGAUGCGAAAAAGCCUGGCGUAGAUCCCGCUGCCGCCGCUGCUGCUGCCGCCGCGAGAAUCAAUGCUCAACUACAGGCGAAACGGGGAAUUCAGCACGUCGACGUGCCCCCAAUCAAAUCCGCGUCUGGCGACGAUGACGGGCCCGCUCCUCCCCUCGGCAAAACCAAAGAAGGCGGUGUCAUCGGCGGAGAUAUGUAUGUAGCCGACGGCGACUACAUCAAGGAUAUCGAGGUCAAUGAUUUGCGCAACAAGUAUCUCAUCACGCGAAGCGCGACGCUCCGAGAGAUUAACGAGCGGACCGGUGCUGGUACAAGGACUCACGACCCCAGCGCCACCUCGAAGGAGGGCCUUGAGAAGGCUGUGGCCAUGAUCGAGGAAUUGAUACACCAAGAACUACCCAACCUGGUCGACGAGCGCCGUCUGCGUAGGCGUGAUCAAGAAACCGUCGAGCGCGACGAGUAUGGAAGGGUGGUUGGUCAAGGUGGCGCCUACGUGAAGCAUAUCCAGCACGAGACCGGUUGCCGUGUCCAGAUCAAGGGCCGCGGCUCCGGAUUCCUCGAGCAGGCGACCAACCGCGAAAGCGAGGAGGAGAUGUUUCUACAUGUAACUGGCCGCGAGAUCGAAAUGGUCCAGAAAGCUAAGGAACUGUGUGAGGAUUUGAUUGACAAUGUCAAGCAGCAGUACGAGGAGUUCAAGAGCCGACCUCCCCGCGCGUAUGGUGGUGGUGGUGGUGGCGGCGGCGGCGGCGGCGGUGGUGGUGGCCACCGUGGAGGCUAUGGCGACCAUGGCGGACACUCUCGUGGCGGUGACUCUUACCAAGGCUAUGGCCGGAAUAACAGUUACGGUAACAACAGCCACAGUAACAACCACGGUGGCCAUGGCGGCGGCCAUAACAGCCACCACGAACCCAGGUCGGCGAGCCCGAAUACUCCGACCGCGUCUGCAGCGCCUGCUGCUUCCGCGGCGGAUUAUGCUGCGCAAUACGCUCAGUACUAUGGCGGCCAAGAUCCUUAUGCAGCAUAUGGAGGCUACGCAGCGUACGUAUCCAUCGGCCCGUUCCUUCUUCGACUCGAGUUCAAGUGCUAA
This is a messenger RNA of Parascedosporium putredinis, 1245 nucleotides long. NCBI's taxonomy places the organism in Eukaryota, Fungi, Ascomycota, Sordariomycetes, Microascales, Microascaceae. The record is from the annotation of a GenBank genome assembly.